Messenger RNA from Motacilla alba alba, 4374 nucleotides. RefSeq names its product villin like (gene VILL). Gene Ontology annotation, biological process: barbed-end actin filament capping; actin polymerization or depolymerization; actin filament severing. Gene Ontology annotation, cellular component: actin cytoskeleton; cytoplasm. Gene Ontology annotation, molecular function: phosphatidylinositol-4,5-bisphosphate binding; actin filament binding. Bases 616 to 3246 code for a protein of 876 amino acids. The transcript has 21 exons. The record is from RefSeq and is a predicted model, not a curated record. NCBI's taxonomy places the organism in Eukaryota, Metazoa, Chordata, Aves, Passeriformes, Motacillidae.
UUCCAGUCACUAAACCUGAGGGCAAUCCUCACCCAGGGCUCCUUGCCAGCACAGGGACACCCAGCUCGGCCUUGCAGGGAGAAGAAGAGCAGGGACCUUCCCCGAGCACUUUUCCCCUUGGAACAGCUUUGCCAAAUUUUGGAACAGCGACUGGAGCUGGAGCUCUUUGGCCCCAAGAGUUAACACAGCACUGAGCAGCACCACACCUUGCUUUGUCCUGCAGAGGCCGAGAAAAGGGGGGGGGGGAAAUCCCCCCUGUGCCCUCCUAACCUGGACAAAACAGGUUUUUAAUGAAAGCAGCCCUUAAUCACCAUUCAGCGAAUUCAGAGCGGUGGAUAUUCGAUGCAAACAGAGUUGGUUGAAACUCUCCCGCACCGGCUCCCUCUUUGUCCCUCCGUGAGCCUGGGAAUGGGUGUGAUCUCCGGGUAGGAGUGUCUCUGCGGUUAAGCAGAGGAUUGAAUUACCGAACAGUGCUGUUCCCCAGCUGACAAGGUAGCAGAACAGUGAACAAAAGUGCCCUGAAACUCGGCGGAGAGGGGAAGAAGGCGCUGGGCUUGGUGGAGAAGGGACACCUGCGAGGACAGCGCGCACUCUGCAGCAAGCUCAGCCUGCAGGAUGACAGAGGGUGACACAAAUCUCCCCACCAUCGAGAGGAAGCUGGGACUGCAGAUAUGGGGCAUAGAGAACAUGAAGAUGGUUCCCGUACCUGAAAAAGCUUAUGGGACUUUUUUUGAAGGAGACUGUUACAUCAUUUUGCACAGCAAAAGGACCUCCCGUGGCUCGGCCGUGGACCUGCACUACUGGAUUGGCAAGGACUCCUCCCAGGACGAGCAAGGCGCCGCGGCCGUGUACGUCACCCAGCUGGACGCGGCGCUCGGGGGCAGCCCCGUGCAGCACCGUGAGGUGCAGGGACACGAGUCCGAGACCUUCCAGAGCUACUUCCGCCACGGCAUCAUCUACAAGAAGGGAGGAGUGGCUUCAGGAUUUAAGCACGUGGAGACCAACAUGUACAACAUCAAGCGUCUUCUUCACGUCAAGGGCAAGAAGCACGUGUCAGCCACAGAGGUAGCGCUCUCCUGGGACAGUUUCAAUAAGGGAGAUGUUUUCUUGCUGGACCUUGGUAAAGUGCUGAUCCAGUGGAAUGGACCCAGCUGCAGCAUUGCUGAGAAAUCCAGGGGUCUUGCUUUGGCUCGGAGCAUCAGGGACAGCGAGAGGGGCGGCCGUGCUCAGAUUGGCAUCAUUGACAACGAGAGGGACUCCCCAGACCUGAUGCAGAUCAUGAGGAUGGUGCUGGGCGAGAGGCGCGGGGAGCUCCGCGACGCCAUCCCCGACACCAAAGCCGACGAGCUGCAGAAAGCCAACGUCCGGCUCUACCAUGUUUAUGAGAAGGACAAUGACCUGGUGGUGCAGGAGAUCGCCACCCGGCCCCUGACGCAGGAUCUGCUCCAGCACGAGGACUGCUACAUUUUAGACCAAGGUGGCUUCAAAAUUUAUGUCUGGAGAGGAAAAGCCUCCAGCCCAGAAGAGAAAAAAGCAGCAUUCACUCGAGCUGUGGGCUUUAUCCAAGCCAAAGGCUAUCCUUCAUCCACCAACGUUGAGGUGAUCAAUGAUGGAGCAGAGUCAGCCAUGUUCAAACAGCUGUUCCAGAGGUGGACAGAAAAGAACGAAACACAAGGGCUGGGCAAGGUCUACACUACAGGAAAAAUUGCCAAGGUGGAGCAGGUGAAGUUUGACACCACCCAGCUCCACGCCAGGCCUGAGCUCGCGGCUGAGCAGAGGAUGGUCGAUGAUGCCUCCGGGGAGGUCGAGGUGUGGAGGAUUGAGGACUUGGAAAUGCAGCCGGUGAAUCCCAAGAUGUACGGGCAGUUCUAUGGGGGUGAUUGCUACCUGGUCCUGUACACCUACCUGAGGUCAGGCAGACCCCACUACGUCCUCUACAUGUGGCAGGGCCGCCACGCCUCCGUGGAUGAAAUCACUGCCUGUGCCCUCAAUGCCAUCGAGCUGGACAGGAAAUAUGGGGACGAGGCUGUGCAGGUGCGGGUGACAAUGGGCAAGGAGCCCAGGCACUUCCUGGCCAUCUUCAAGGGCAAGCUGGUCAUCUACGAGGGCGGCACGAGCCGGGCUCAGAAGAGCAGCCCCGAGCCGGCGAUCCGCCUCUUCCAGGUGAGGGGCACGGAUGAGGUGAACACAAAGGCCACAGAGGUGCCAGCCCGAGCCUCCUCCCUCAACUCCAACGAUGUCUUCCUGCUGACCACCAGCCAGGUCUGCUACCUGUGGUGUGGGAAGGGAUGCAGUGGAGAUGAGCGGGAGAUGGCAAAAAUGGUGGCUGACAUCAUUUCCAGACGGGACAAGCACACCAUUCUGGAAGGACAGGAGCCUGCAGAGUUCUGGGAAGCUCUGGGAGGCAAAGCACCUUAUGCCAGUGAAAAGAGGUUCCAGGAGCAGGUCACACACUACCAGCCUCGCCUCUUUGAGUGCUCCAACCAGACAGGUCGGUUCAUCAUGACGGAGGUGGUCGGGUUCUGCCAGGAGGACCUGGAUGAAGAUGAUGUCAUGCUGCUGGACACGUGGGAAGAGAUUUUCCUUUGGGUUGGCAAAGCCUCCAACGCACAGGAGAGGAACGAGGCCAUUGCCUCGGCUAAGGAGUAUCUCAAGACCCAUCCAGCUGGGAGGGACUUGGCAACUCCCAUCAUCCUGGUGAAGCAGGGCUAUGAACCCCUCAACUUCACGGGAUGGUUCAACGCUUGGGACCCCUACAAAUGGAGUGAUGGCAAGUCCUACGAGGAAAUGAAGAACAGCCUGGGAGACGUGUCAGCCAUAUCCGAGAUCAAAGUGAAUGAGACUGCUGACCUGAACAACCUCAGCCUGAACAAGAGAACCCUCAGCACGACCAGCCUGGCUGGUUCAGCUACAGCAAAUGCCUCCUCAGAGUACAAAUCUCACUCCAGCCACAGUGACAGCAACAGCUACAGCAACAGCAACAACUACAACAACAACAGCAACAACUACAACAGCAGCAGCCACAGCAGCCCUGCCAUGGUGCCCAACGGGGAAGGGAUUUACUCCCGAGAGGUGCUGAUGCACAGGACGGUGGAUGAACUUCCCGAAGGCGUGGAUCCCACUAAAAAAGAGUGCUAUCUCUCCGAUGCUGAUUUCCACGAUAUCUUUGGGAAGUCCAAGGACGAGUUCUACCAGAUGCCCAAAUGGAAGCAGCAGAACGAGAAGAAACAAUUUGGACUCUUCUGAGACUGCAGGGGGCAUGUGAUGACUCUGGGACCAGCCCCUGCUCCCUUAGGAGCUGCAGGAAAGAAGUGCAGGCAUUUCCUCAGUGAUCCCAACCCAGCACCCCAAUCCAAUGCAGUUAUUCCAGCAGCCACUGUUCAGGGGAUGGCUCCUUUCUCCCUGCAAACCCAGAACCCCAAGAGGAAAAACCUUUUUCAGGAACAGCUUGACAGGAUGUUUUUGCCUCUUCCUGACACUUUAUUGCUGAUAGCCAUGAAGGCAAGUGUGUGCCACGCAACUGCAUUGUAGCCUCAUCUUUCCUCUCCCUUUUGCAAAUUGCCACAUGCACGAGGCCAUGAUCUUCCUUCGUUUGUAGAAGUUUAAAGUUAGUCAAGACAAAGGCCAUUUGCAGCUGCUGUGUGAAUUUUGGGUGGGGAGAGGAGGGGGAAGCCCUCAGAGGAUGGAGGGGGGAGCCUUGAGGUCAGGAAAAAGCCAGAUGCCUGAUGAGUACUCUGUGGAGUGACACCAGACAGUUCUGCCCCUUCUCACCUUGUAGAACAACUACCCACCAGAAAACAGCAAGAAUCUGCUCCAGAUUAACAUGCAUAGCCCAGGGCAGGUGAAAUACUUGAGAACCUGGUUUGGGGGGAAAAAAGCACUUAUUAUGAGCAUAUUUAUUAGCUGAUGUUUCCAGAGGAUGAUGACACUGAAGGCUAGACACAAAUAUUGAUUUUUGACUGCUGGACAAGACUCUGUCUAUUUUUUUUCUCAUUCAGACAGCAUCUGCAAUCUCACCUGGCCUCCCUGACAAUGGCCAGGUGAAUGUCAGAGUCCACCUGCCCACAGACCAGAGGCUUGAGGAAGCCAGGAAGGUUUUGGGUAUGACCUGAGGCAGAGGGUGUCCUACUGAAGCUUUUAUCAGGGCUCCAUCCCUGUGAUGUCCAUGGGGCUGAUAGUUCUGGUUCCACACUUUGGGAUCAGUCUGACUGGGGAGGGCAGUGAGAAAUGUGAGCAAUCAGUGAUUACAGGAUAGAACUGUAAACUAAAGGAAGAAACACCACCUUAAAAACUCAGACAAUGUGGGUUUGCAGCUUUACUCCAUUUCCAACCUGAUCAGUGAUCCCGAAUAAACAUCCAGCAGCAGCAGCAGCA